UAUGUUGUUUAAAUUUAGUUAGCUUGUAAAAUAGCCAUAGGUUUAUGAUACUUAACUAUUAUCUAAAAUGUAUGUAAUUUUAGUAUAUUAGAUGUCCAUUAUAGUUAAGACACAAAUAUUUAAUAUUAGAAUAGAAAAUAAGAGAGGCUAAAGAGUUGGAGCUUGAAAUCUAUAAAAUGAAAGAUGAAGAUGAAGGAUGGAAAAAAUUAAAGAUCAGUUUAGAAUUCACUCCCUAAAAUACUUUGAAUAGUAAAUUCAUAAUCAGUAUAGAAUUAGAAUGAAAUUUUAGUAAGGCAUGCUUUGGCAUGGCAUAAUUAUUUUAAAAGAGUAACAGAAUUUAAAGAUUCAAAUAUCUAUCAUUAUGAUUUGAUUGAUCCUCCUUUACAAUAUUUAGGGACAAAAUAAUGCGAUAAAUUAAAGUUAGAAAUAAAUAAAUUGGACUUUGAUAAAGUCUAUGUGUCACCAUUGUUAAGGCAUAUUAUUUGAAAGUAACUAUAGAGCAAUACAAACAACUCAACUAUUGUUUUGCAACCAUCCAUAGAAAGAGAAGAUUUAAUUUAUACUAUGUCCGGACAUAUGUGAGAAAAUAAGUACGAUAAAUUCAAUUUAUAAAUGGGGAACUCUUACAGAUAUUUUAAAAGAUGUACCCUUUCUAUAAAUUAUAUUUAGAAUGGAAAUCCAAUAAAAUUUGAUUUUAGUUAGAUGCCAGAUAAUCUUGAAUUUUGGUAAUUCAAUUUAUUACAAAAAUGUUACAAUUUAAGUGAUUGUUAACCUAAUAAGGAAGAUUAAGAAAGAUUCUUAGUUGAAGAGUUUGUUAAAAAAGGAUCAAGCUUUUAAUUAGAAUAUAGUAGGAAUGUGAUGAAUAGAGUAUAAGGAUUUGUAGAUAAAAUAAAAGAGGAUUAAACUUAAAGUAAAAUUGGUAUAGUAACUCAUUUUCAAAUUAUCAAAUCAAUAUUAUAAUGUAGCAGAUAAAGAAUAGAUUUUAAAUUCGGUAAUGGAGCUGUGUUUGGAUUAAAUUUAUGA
Molecule: messenger RNA, 1023 nt
Organism: Paramecium pentaurelia
Lineage: Eukaryota; Ciliophora; Oligohymenophorea; Peniculida; Parameciidae
Source: the annotation of a GenBank genome assembly